CAACAUCAACACAUCGCAUCUGCGGCUGUCGCAUUGAAACAGCAAACGCAAACAUCUCGUCGCGUCACCAACCGACUCGAUAUUAAUUCUUCCUAAUCAGCCCACAAGUUUCUCUCUAUCAACGCGUCCGGCGCGUCAAACUUCAACAUGGCACCCCAAGCGGCAAUGCAAAAGCGGAAACCGCGUGAGAAUCAAUACCUCUUUGAAGUUGGAGUCAGAGGCAGAAAAACCGGCCUCACUCUUCCGGAUACAGGUAUCCGAGACGAGAAUGGCUUGGAACCCAUGGACCACUUAUUCUCCUCCCCCGAGAAGCCCAAGGCGAAGUCUGUACAAAGAAUGAAUGGCACAAACAAGAACGCGAAUGCCACAAUCUCGAGCGAGGAAGAUAUGGAGGUUGACGAGAACACCAUUCCAGAACCUGCCGCUGUACUCAACGAACGCAAGCAAGCAAGUAUGCGAUUACCUCCACCUCGAUCGAAAUCACCCAUCAAGACGUUCUUACAAUCUCCAGCUCGCAGACAUCCAUCGCUUGGUCCAGGAUCUUCACCCGUUCGACCCGCUGCGAGGGCAUCCUCCGUGUCAACUUCUGUGCGACGAAGAUUGGACUUCUCCAAUGCAAGCUUCAGUAGUGUCGACGAAAACACCAUACCUGAAAAGGCUCUACAAAAACGUGCUGGAUCAGCUAUGCCUAUCCUCAGCAGCACAAAACUUGUUAAUGGGAACGGUGUCAAAUCACUGGGAGCUCCGUUUUCUGAUCAAGACAUGGGACAGGACAAUGGUGAUUAUAGUAUAGACGGGGGUGCCUUCGAUAAUGGAGACGAUUCUCUACAAAUGGUGAAUGGCGACAGCGAAAUUAUUGCUGAGCCGGAAGAUGUGAAUGAAGAUCUCGAAUCAAUAACUGAAGAACUCCCCGAGCCAGAGCCCAAAGCCUCAAAAAAGAACAAGGGUAAGGAAAGGGUUGUAGAAGAGGUUUCGGAGAAGGUUGCGAAGAGAGGCCGGCCGAAGAAGGCAGCGGAUCCUGAAGACGAUGAAGUCCUACAACUAGAAGAAGAAGAAGAAGUCGAACAACAGCAACCCAAGAAGCGGACGAGAACAUCGUUGGAAGGUUCAUCAUCCGAUGCUGUUAAAGCUCCAAAGGCCAAAACUGGCAGGCCCAAAAAGGUCUCCCAGCCAGAGGACUCAAUAAUCGAAGAAGCCGAGCAGCAACCCGUCAAGAACAAGGGAGGUAGACCUAAGAAGGUAAUCCAAGAAUAUGAACAGGAAGAACCAGCUGAGCAGCAACCUGUCAAGAACAAGGGAGGUAGACCUAGGAAGGUCAUCCAAGAAGAUGAGCCGGAAGAACCAGCUGAGCAAGAGACCGAGGAAAUCCAAGAACGCCCAGCAAAGAAAUCCCGAAAGUCUGUUGAUGGCACUACGACCGCCAAAAUGGGCAGACCUAGGAAAGCAGCUGCAAAGAUCGCUCCGGCGAAAGCUAAACCUGCCGGCCGCAGACCAAAAUUGGCUACCAUCGAGGAGGCCGAUUCCCCAGCAGUGCAACGAGGUCCUCCCCUUCCACGAACCAAUAAUGGUCUCUUCAUCCUCCGAAGAGAGACUCCUUUGGAGGGAGCUGGAUUCAAACAAACUCGUUCUGGACGAAAUUCUAUCAAACCAGUUGCUUAUUGGAAGAACGAGAGAAUCGAGUACGAUGAGGAUGAAAUGGACGAUGCAUUCGGAAAUUACAUGUUGCCUCGUAUCAAGGAAGUUGUCCGAGCUGAAGAAAUUGAACCACCGAAGAAGCGCGCUAGAGGAAAAUCGAAGGCGCCUAAGUCGAAGAGAGCCACAGUGGAACCUGAGUCCGAGGAUGAUGACGAAGUGGAGCCUUGGGAAAUGGAACCUGGCAGAAUAUUUGGAGCAGUUCGAGCUUGGGAUCCAGAGGAUCCAACUGGUGCAGAAGUAGAGGAGCUAGAGGAGGAAGUUGCUUUGUCUUCAGAGGCAAUCCAGACUCGCGAUAUAGCUGGUGCAUCCUUUAAAUUUGCCAAGACACUCAGUUAUCCGUUUUUCGGUGCCGGAAUGGUCGAUCUUCCUCCGGGAGGUCAAAAGAAGCCAAAGAAUUCGAGGAGGAUGCAAAUGGCGUUUUUCGUAUUUUACGGCAGAGUCAAGGUGAUCAUCAACGACACAGAAUUUAGGAUUGGUAAAGGUGGAAUGUUCCAAGUUCCUAGAGGUAAUUUCUACAGUCUCGAGAAUGACUACGAUAAGCCGGCUAGGAUCUUCUUCUCGCAAGGAUGUGAACUUCCAGAAACAGCAGCAGCAGACAGUCAAUGAUUGAUUUGGAAAUGUUUAUGUUCGUGUACAUUGUUUUGCAUGGAUUAUGGAAGGAUAUCCAUUUGAUGAUUUGGAGGGGUGAUGAAACCACGAGUCUCCUAGUCGCCGCGUUAGUAAAUAGGGCAUAUGAAUUCGGCGCAGCAUAGUUGAUCAUGGAAGAAUGGAUGCUUUAGCGAGACUUAUGUCUGCAACGUUUUUGUGACUUUGAG
This is a messenger RNA of Mollisia scopiformis, 2510 nucleotides long. RefSeq lists its product as uncharacterized. Gene Ontology annotation, molecular function: centromeric DNA binding. The record is from RefSeq and is a predicted model, not a curated record. The transcript has 4 exons. NCBI's taxonomy places the organism in Eukaryota, Fungi, Ascomycota, Leotiomycetes, Helotiales, Mollisiaceae. The coding region runs from base 148 to 2301 and encodes 717 amino acids. Gene Ontology annotation, biological process: spindle attachment to meiosis I kinetochore; attachment of mitotic spindle microtubules to kinetochore; kinetochore assembly. Gene Ontology annotation, cellular component: kinetochore.